GGGAUGAGUGCUGCCCAGUUCGCCAGCGAGUACAUGAGAGAAGUUGCUUCCUUGCUGCAGAAUGAAAAGGUGAUGUCUUUCAAGACAAAGGUCCUGCUGCUCCAGAGCGUGGCGUGUUGGUGCUACUUAAACCCCGACAGCCAGAAGAGGGCCAGACAGAUGGAGCUUCUUCCUAUUUUUGUUGAUUUCUUAGAGGAUCCUUUCCAACCUAACAACAAGCAAGAGGGAAACAGCCACCGCAUCUUCCUGUUUUGGGUCUGCUAUGCUCUCUCAGUCAUGACCUGUAACAACUUAGCUAUCAUAAGGGAGCUGAGAGCCUACAGGUCUCUAAAAUACCACCUACAGAUCUUGGCUAUGGAGAACUGGUCCGGGUGGUCUGAAAAUUUUGCUGAGGUCUUAUAUUUUCUAUUAGGUUUUCACAGGAACUAAUUUUUAUUUUAGUCCAGCUGCAUGACUCAACUAUCCUUGUGCCAUUGUAUUACCCCAGCAACCUGAAGAAUAAAGUC
Messenger RNA from Apodemus sylvaticus (European woodmouse), 506 nucleotides. It is a transcript of the gene Armh2, whose product is annotated as armadillo like helical domain containing 2. The transcript has a single exon. The coding region runs from base 4 to 429 and encodes 141 amino acids. The record is from RefSeq and is a predicted model, not a curated record. NCBI's taxonomy places the organism in Eukaryota, Metazoa, Chordata, Mammalia, Rodentia, Muridae.